AUGAGAAGUCUCCGGGCACGGUCUUUUUCUGGGCGGGGCGGGUUUGCCGGCGGAGAGCUCUUUGGCUGGCCAGGUUCCCAGCCUCCGAGGACUUCCCGGCUCUUAUUUCCCAUAAGUCUGUGGGUCCGUUUCCGGCGUCCUGAAGGUUCUUGCAUUCGGCGUGGUGAGUUGCUAGCGUCGGAGGAAGUAAUCAGCGCCGGCUCGGAACCCGCAGGGAGGGCAGGGGUUGACUCCGGGCGGCUCCCGAGGACCCUGAGGAGGAAGAAAGAAUUGUUGCGUAUAUUGAAAUCAAGGUUCAGCUCUGGCUUUUCUGGAUUCUGUGCUUCACCAAUAGAGGAACCCCAUGGAUUAUUAAUUAGUUCUUGCAGUUCUAGAACCAUGACUGAUGGCUUGGUGACUUUCAGGGAUGUGGCCAUCGACUUCUCUCAGGAGGAGUGGGAGUGCCUGGACCCUGCUCAGAGGGACUUGUACGUGGAUGUGAUGUUGGAGAACUAUAGUAACUUGGUGUCAUUGGAUUUGGAGUCAACAUAUGAGACCAAAAAUACAAUUUCAGAAAAAGACAUUUUUGAAAUAAAUUUUUUCCAAUGGGAGAUGAAGGAAAGAAGUAAAACUCUUGGCCUUGAGGCAUCCAUUUUACCACAGGGACAUCAAGAGGGAUACUUUAGUCAAAUGAUAAUUAGCUAUGGGAAAAUGCACACUAAUAGAAAAAGUAAAUCUUUUAGUGCACAUCAAAGAAUUCAUAAUAGAGAGAAACGCUAUGUUUGUAAAGAAUGUGGGAAGGCUUGUAGUCAUGGCUCAAAACUUGUUCAACAUGAGCGAACUCAUACAGCUGAAAAACACUUUGAAUGUAAAGAAUGUGGGAAGGACUUUUUUAGUGCGUAUCAACUCACUGUGCAUCAGAGAUUUCAUACUGGUGAGAAACCCUACAGAUGUAAGAAAUGUGGGAAGACUUUUAGUUGGGGAUCUAGUCUUGUUAAACAUGAAAGAAUCCAUACUGGUGAGAAACCCUAUGAAUGUAAAGAAUGUGGGAAGGCCUUCAGUCGUGGCUAUCACCUCACUCAACAUCAGAAAAUCCAUAUUGGUGUUAAAUCUUAUGAAUGUAAGGAAUGUGGGAAGGCCUUUUUUUGGGGCUCAAGCCUUGCUAAACAUGAGAUAAUUCAUACAGGUGAGAAACCUUAUAAAUGUAAAGAAUGUGGGAAGGCCUUCAGUCGUGGCUAUCAACUUACUCAACAUCAAAAAAUCCAUACUGGAAAGAAGCCUUAUGAAUGUAAAGUAUGUGGAAAGGCUUUUUGUUGGGGCUAUCAGCUUACUCGACAUCAGAUAUUUCAUACUGGCAAGAAACCCUAUGAAUGUAAAGAAUGUGGGAAGACCUUUAAUUGUGGCUCAAGUCUUGUUCAGCAUGAGAGAAUCCAUACUGGUGAGAAACCCUAUGAAUGUAAAGAAUGUGGGAAGGCCUUCAGUCGUGGCUAUCACCUCACUCAGCAUCAGAAAAUCCAUACCGGUGAGAAACCUUUUGAAUGUAAGGAAUGUGGGAAGGCCUUUAGUUGGGGUUCAAGCCUUGUUAAACAUGAGCGAAUCCAUACUGGUGAGAAAUCCUAUGAAUGUAAAGAAUGUGGGAAGGCCUUUGGUAGUGGCUAUCAACUUACUCGACAUCAGGUAUUUCAUACUGGCGAGAAGCCCUAUGAAUGUAAAGAAUGUGGGAAGACCUUUAAUUGUGGCUCAAGUCUUGUUCAACAUGAGAGAAUCCAUACUGGUGAGAAACCCUAUGAAUGUAAAGAAUGUGGGAAGGCCUUCAGUCGUGGCUAUCACCUCACUCAGCAUCAGAAAAUCCAUACCGGUGAGAAACCUUUUGAAUGUAAGGAGUGUGGGAAGGCCUUUAGUUGGGGUUCAAGCCUUGUUAAACAUGAGCGAAUCCAUACUGGUGAGAAAUCCUAUGAAUGUAAAGAAUGUGGGAAGGCCUUUGGUAGUGGCUAUCAACUUAGUGUUCAUCAGAGUUUUCAUACUGGGGAGAACCCUUAUCAGUGUAUGGAAUUUGGGAAGAACUUUAUUCAUGGCUCAAACCUUGUUCAACAUGAGAGAACUCCUAGUAAUGAUAAGCCUUAUGAAUAUAAAGGAUGUGGGGAAGCCUUUAUAUGGACAGCUUAUUCAAAUGAGACCAUAAAUACUGGUGAAAUUUUAUGAUUGAAGAGGUGAAAGAAAAAAUUUUAUGUGUAUAAACAACAUGAGGAAUCUUAAUCUUGAGAACACUUAUGAAUGUAUGGAAUGUGCAAAAAGCCUUACAUCUGUGUGGACAACUUGAUAUCAAAAAUUCAUACUAGUGAGAAAUACUUUGAAUAUAAGGAAUAUGAAAAGGUCUUAGAAUUUUAUACAGUCUUACUGAAUGUCAGUUUGUACUAAUGUGAAAUCAUUUAAAUGUAAGGAAUGUGUGAAGAUCUUUAUUCAUGGCACAAAAGUCUGGUAAACAUUGGGGAGUUUGUACUCAUUAGAAACACUUCAAGGAAUGUAGGAAGAACCAAAACCUAGUUCAGUUUUUGCUGUUCACAUUAGAGAACUCAUACUGCUGUGAAAUUUUAUGAAUGUAAGGAAUUUGGGAAGGCUUACAGAUACGAUAAAUAUCUUACAGUACAUCAUCGAAUCCAUCCAAAUGAGUCUACAGCCAUACCACCGUGAAUGCGCCCGAUCUCGUCUGAUCUCGGAAGCUAAGCAGGGUCGGGCCUGGUUAGUACUUGGAUGGGAGAAUCCAUCUAAAUGAGAAACCCUUUAAAUUGAGAUGUAGGAAGGCCUCUAGACAAGUACUAUUAAAACUGUUUAGAGACUAGUGCCAGCUCAUGAAAUUGUUACCUGUCCCAUCAUGAAAUGAAUGUGGAAAAUAAGAGUGUUUGGAAACUUAGAGCAAUUUCAUAUUGCCUUAACAUUAUCAUUGUAUUUUAUAAAAGUAUCAAUCAGCUCAUGAAUGAUUACAAGUUAGAAAGUUUGCCCUUUCCAGAAAGAAUUUGAGACAACAUUC
This is a messenger RNA of Mustela erminea (ermine), 3007 nucleotides long. RefSeq names its product zinc finger protein 283 (gene ZNF283). The record is from RefSeq and is a predicted model, not a curated record. NCBI's taxonomy places the organism in Eukaryota, Metazoa, Chordata, Mammalia, Carnivora, Mustelidae. The coding region runs from base 1 to 2181 and encodes 726 amino acids. The transcript is spliced from 6 exons. Gene Ontology annotation, biological process: regulation of DNA-templated transcription.